Messenger RNA from Vicugna pacos (alpaca), 7485 nucleotides. The record is from RefSeq and is a predicted model, not a curated record. Lineage: Eukaryota; Metazoa; Chordata; Mammalia; Artiodactyla; Camelidae.
AGCCAACUAGGCCGCGCUGCUGCUCGGCGCCUCGGCUACCCGCGGGCCCAUGCGAGUCGCCGGACUGAGAGGAGCGACUUAGCGCCCGCGCCGCCGCCUGGGCUCGGCCUGUCCCCGGCUCAAUCCCGCCCGGCGCAAGCGGCCGGCCGGCCUCCCACAGGGCCAUGGCCGAGCGCGGCUGCCCGCUGGAGGCGGUGCCGCUGCCGCCUGAGGUGCGGGAGAGCCUGGCGGAGCUGGAGCUGGAGCUGUCGGAAGGUGACAUCACUCAGAAAGGGUAUGAGAAGAAAAGGGCAAAGCUGCUUGCACACUGUGUGCCGCUCGCUCAAGGAGUAGAUCCAUCUCUACAAGCAGAGAGUAGGACCUCCGGGUCCUUACAAGCCACAGCCCCAGCAGCCAAACAGCAGAAGCCACGGCCCAGCAACGCCCGGGACGAGCGCUUCAGGUCAGAUGUUCAUACCGAGGCCGUGCAAGCAGCUUUGGCCAGAUACAAGGAGAGGAAGAUGCCGAUGCCGUCGAAGAGGCGCUCCGUCCUUGCUCAUGUGCCCGCGGGUGCCUGCACCCCUCCAGACACAUCAUCCACCUCAGAAGACGAGGGCUCUUUGCGGCAACCCGGGCAACUGGCCUCCACUCCACUCCAGAGCUGCCCCAGCAUCGAGCCCUGGCUCGACCAGGUCAUUCAGGGCUCAUCCACCUCAUCCUCUGCAUCCUCCACCUCAUCUCACCCGGGAGGGAAGCCCGCUGCCACACCCGCAGGCCCCGUGGCCCACGCCCGCAUAGCAGAUUUGCACUCUGCCCCUCCUGAUGUCACCACGGGCCUCGUGCAGCACCAGCAUGCUCACAGAGAGCGCCCACAGCUGGCUUCUGUGAGAGGAGUCCCUCGAGGGUGCGGUGGGAGCGUCCUGGAGACGGCGGGAGGUGUCCCUGUGAACAGCAGGGUGUCCUCCAAGAUCCAGCAGCUUCUGAACACACUGAAGAGGCCGAAGCGCCCUCCGCUGAAGGAGUUCUUCGUGGAUGACUUUGAGGAGUUGUUGGAAGUGCAGCAGCCAGAUCCAAGCCAGCCCAAGCCCGAGGGCAGCCAGAUGGUGGUGCUGAAGGGGGAGCCCCCGGCCAUGGGCACUGACUGGCCGCCCUCGCUGCUGGCCGCCUUGCAGCAGUGGGGCACCACGCAGCCCAAAGCCCCGUGCCUGACCGCCCUGGACACUGCUGGGAAGGCCGUCUGCACCCUCACCUACGGCAAACUUUGGAGUCGGAGUUUAAAACUAGCUUAUACUCUACUUAAUAAACUGACUAGUAAGAAUGAACCACUGCUUAAACCUGGAGACAGAGUGGCAUUGGUGUUUCCGAACAGCGACCCGGUGGCGUUCAUGGUGGCGUUCUACGGGUGCCUCCUGGCAGGGCUGGUUCCUGUGCCCAUAGAAGUGCCGCUGACGAGAAAGGAUGCCGGCAGCCAGCAGGUCGGGUUUCUGCUGGGCAGCUGUGGCAUCACCCUGGCCCUGACCACGGACGCUUGUCAGAAGGGCCUGCCCAAGGCCCAGACCGGAGAGGUGGCGACCUUCAAAGGCUGGCCCCCCCUCACCUGGCUGCUGGUGGAUGGGAAGCACUUGACCAAGCCCCCCAGGGACUGGCUCCCACCGGCCCGGGACUCAGGGACUGGGCCCGCCUACAUCGAGUAUAAAACCAGCAAGGAAGGCAGCACAGUGGGGAUCGCAGUGCCCCACGCGUCCCUGCUGGCACAGUGCCGGGCCCUGACCCAAGCUUGCGGCUUCUCGGAAGCUGAAACAUUAACAAAUGUGCUGGAUUUCAAAAGGGACGCUGGCCUGUGGCAUGGAGUGUUAACAAGCGUCCUGAACAGGAUGCACGUGGUCAGCAUCCCGUACGCGCUGAUGAAGGCAAACCCGCUCUCCUGGAUUCAGAAAGUGUGUGCAUAUAAAGCUCGGGCCGCACUGGUGAAGUCCCGUGACAUGCACUGGUCUCUGCUGGCUCAGCGCGGUCAGAGGGACGUUAGCCUCAGCUCCCUGCGCAUGCUGAUUGUGGCCGACGGCGCGAACCCCUGGUCCAUAUCCUCCUGUGACGCAUUCCUCAAUGUCUUCCAGUCCAGAGGACUGAGGCCAGAGGUCAUCUGUCCUUGUGCCAGUUCUCCGGAGGCACUCACGGUUGCCAUCCGCAGGCCACCUGACCUGGGAGGCCCUCCUCCCAGAAGAGCUGUGCUGUCCAUGAGUGGCCUCAGUCAUGGGGUGAUCAGGGUGGACGCAGAAGAGAAGCUGUCGGUCCUGACCGUUCAGGACGUCGGUCAGGUGAUGCCAGGAGCUAAUGUCUGUGUUGUGAAGGUGGAAGGUACCCCUUAUCUUUGUAAAACUGAUGAAGUUGGAGAAAUAUGUGUCAGCUCCAGUGCAACUGCUGCAGCGUACUACGGUCUGCUUGGAAUCACGAAGAACGUCUUUGAGACGGUCCCGGUGACUGCUGGGGGAGCACCCGUCUCCGACAGGCCUUUCACCAGGACGGGGCUGCUGGGCUUCAUUGGGCCUGAUGACCUGGUCUUUGUCGUGGGCAAGCUGGACGGGCUGAUGGUGGUGGGAGUUCGCAGACACAAUGCAGACGACAUUGUAGCCACCGCGCUGGCCGUGGAGCCCAUGAAGUUUGUCUACAGAGGCAGGGUGGCGGUGUUCUCUGUGCCGGUGCUGCGCGAAGACCGGAUUGUGCUGGUGGCAGAGCAGCGGCCCGACGCCUCCGAGGAGGACAGCUUCCGGUGGAUGAGCCGCGUGCUGCAGGCCGUCGACAGCAUCCACCAGGUGGGCGUGUACUGUCUGGCCCUGGUUCCUGCCAACACCUUGCCCAAGGCUCCUCUCGGAGGGAUUCACAUUUCUGAAACCAAGCAGCGCUUUCUGGAGGGGAUGCUGCACCCGUGUAAUGUGCUAAUGUGCCCUCACACAUGUGUUACCAACCUCCCCAAACCUCGCCAGAAACAGCCAGAGGUCGGACCAGCCUCCAUGAUUGUCGGGAAUCUGGUUGCCGGGAAGAGAAUUGCUCAGGCCUCGGGGAGGGAGCUGGCUCACUUGGAGGACAGCGACCAGGCGAGGAAGUUCCUGUUCCUGCCAGACGUGCUGCGGUGGCGGGCCCACACCACCCCCGAGCAUCCGCUGUUCCUGCUGCUCAACGCCAAGGGCACUGUCACCAGCACCGCGACCUGCAUCCAGCUGCACAAAAAGGCCGAGAGAGUGGCUGCUGCCCUGACGGAGAAGGCUCAGCUGAGCGCCGGGGCCCACGUGGCACUGGUCUACCCCCCAGGGCUGGACCUCAUCGCCGCCUUCUACGGCUGCCUGUACUGUGGCUGUGUGCCUGUCACCGUGCGGCCCCCACACCCCCAGAACCUGGCCACCACGCUCCCCACCGUCAAGAUGAUCGUGGAGGUCAGCAAGUCUGCGUGCGUCCUCACUACGCAGCCCAUCGUGCGGCUGCUCAGGUCCAAAGAGGCAGCAGCCGCUGUGGAUGUCAGGACCUGGCCGACCAUUUUAGACACAGGUGUGCGUCCUUGGUGUGCUGAUGACAUACCCAAAAAGAAGGUGGCCAGCAUUUUCAGGCCCCCGUCCCCAGACGUGCUCGCGUACUUGGACUUCAGCGUGUCAACGACGGGGAUCCUGGCGGGUGUGAAGAUGUCGCACGCAGCCACCAGCGCCUUGUGCCGCUCCAUAAAGCUGCAGUGUGAGCUGUACCCCUCCAGGCAAAUCGCCAUCUGCCUGGACCCCUACUGCGGCCUCGGCUUCGCCCUGUGGUGUCUGUGCAGCGUCUACUCAGGACACCAGUCGGUGCUGGUGCCCCCGCCAGAGCUGGAGAGCAACGUGUCCCUGUGGCUGUGGGCCGUCAGCCAGUACAGGGCCCGCGUCACUUUCUGCUCCUACUCCGUGAUGGAGAUGUGCGCCCGGGGCCUGGGCGCGCAAACAGCUGUGCUCAGGACGAAGGGUGUGGACCUGUCCUGUGUGCGUACCUGCAUGGUGGUGGCCGAGGAGCGGCCUCGGAUCGCGCUCACGCAGUCCUUCUCCAAGCUGUUCAGGGACCUGGGCCUGCCUGCUCGCGCCGUGAGCACCACAUUCGGCUGCAGGGUCAACGUGGCCAUCUGCCUCCAGGGCACGGCCGGUCCCGACCCCACGACCGUCUACGUGGACAUGAGGGCACUGCGCCACGACAGGGUACGUUUGGUGGAACGAGGUUCUCCGCAUAGUCUGCCAUUGACAGAGUCUGGAAAGAUCCUCCCUGGGGUGAAGGUCAUCAUUGCCCACACCGAGACCAGAGGGCCCCUUGGAGACUCACACCUGGGAGAGAUCUGGGUGAGCAGCCCCCAUAACGCCACCGGGUACUACACGGUCUACGGGGAGGAGGGGCUGCACGCCGACCACUUCAGUGCCCGGCUGAGCUUCGGAGACACCCAGACCGUAUGGGCGAGGACUGGCUUCCUGGGUUUCCUUCGAAGGACGGAGCUCACCGAUGCCAGCGGAGCUCCCGGCUCCCACUGUGUGCCAUCCACAGAGCGACACGACGCUCUCUAUGUGGUCGGGUCUCUGGACGAGACGCUAGAGCUAAGAGGCAUGCGCUACCACCCCAUCGACAUUGAGACCUCGGUGAUCCGUGCACACAGGAGCAUCGCCGAGUGUGCUGUGUUCACCUGGACCAACCUACUGGUGGUGGUGGUGGAGCUGGACGGGCUGGAGCAGGACGCCCUGGACUUGGUGGCCCUGGUGACCAACGUGGUGCUGGAGGAGCACCACCUGGUGGUGGGCGUGGUGGUCAUCGUGGACCCAGGCGUCGUCCCCAUCAACUCCCGGGGGGAGAAGCAGCGCAUGCACCUGCGGGACGGCUUCCUGGCUGACCAGCUGGACCCCAUCUAUGUGGCCUACAACAUGUGACUGCAGCUCCCCUCCUGGCCCUGGGGCAGGGGUUGGGACUAGUCACAGGGCUGGGAUGCGUGGAAUCGGCAGUGUCUGCGGUCACUGGGAAAGGGACUCCAGGCCCCAGGGAGCCCUGUGCCCCUUCCUCCCUGCUUACAGAUCCAUCUCAUUUUAGAAACCACUUCCUGAAUUAUUCGAAGAAAUAGUUUAAUCAUCAAGCACGUUUACAGAAAUGGGUGUCUGUGUUGGAGCAGACGGGGCCAGGGAAGGGGCCUGGCAUGGGCGCUGCGGGAGCUGCAGGCGUGGUUCUCUGCUGUAUUGCCAGUUUGCACUUUUUUUUAGGCUAAAAAUACAGUUUUUGAUUUUAAAAAUUCAAUUAUUUAUUCCCACUUCAAAUGACAAGUUCAUAUAUAGCAUUUCUGCUAGAAAGAACUUGAGGCCUGAGCUGCUUCAGUUCCAUUCCACAGGGAGGCACAGAGCCCAGAAAGGCCGGUGGACCGGGACCAAGUCCUGGCUGCCCUUCUCACUCUUGUGCCCCAGUCCGGACACUGGACUCACACACGCUGCCUCCCUUGGAACAGGUGUGCCCGGCCGUCCACAGGUGUGGCUGUUUAUCCUUGGCAGUGGCAUUUUGGGGCCGUCAGUUUAGCUGCUCUGUGUUGGGAAGGUAGGCCACAUUCAGGUUCAAACCACUUUCUGAGUUUCCAGCUUCGUGCUGCUCAGUUGAAGUGCGUGUUUCCACAACCAUGGAAUGAGCUCCUCUCACUGCACAGAAGUGUGCCGAGUUAUUUUUAUUCCCAGUCACCAGUGCAGGGAGGUGCCCGUCCUCCGUGCUGUCUGCUGAGGGCCCCAUGGUGUGUCCAAGGGGCCACGGGAGAGCCUUGCCCCCUACCAUGCCCACGUGUGGCCAAGCCACAUUCAGUUGUUUCAUUCAAAUUUGACCAGAUUGAUCAAAUAUUACAGUAAACUCAAAUCAAAGAAGAGAGCGUGAAGUCCUUUAGGUACUUCUAGAGUGUGAAGUGAAGCUCGAAUCUACGAGUAUUUUUAUAUCAUUGACGAGAAGUGUUGUAGAGUUUUGGGGACUGAGGGCAGGAAAGUCUGUGGAUUGUGCACGCUUCCUGGAAGCAACCAGGUCUUUCUGGAAUUAGCCUGGGUCAGUGCUUAACGAAGCCGUUGUUCGUUCUAUCCACUUUAAAUUCUCCACCAGAAAGGUCUGGCUGCCCGGCCGACUCUCACGUCUGAUUCUUACUUGGCUACAAGUGGCUCAGGCUCAGUAGCUUUGUUGGCCUGCGGUGUGGGGUGUAACCACAUACUGGAAUUCAAAUGGUCCUUUUGUAAUUAUGUACAGAAUCUGUGUGACUUAGUGUCUGACACACAGAGGUUCUAGCAGUGGACUAAUGGACACUCCUUAUAACAGAAUGGCCGGCGGGGGAGACUACCCAACCCUGGUCUUAAUGUUGUAGUUUUAUAGCAAACAGAUAUUGUAAAAUUUUUGUAUUAAAAAGUCUGUGGCAGUAAGACAAAGUGUCUUGUAAAUUAAGAUUUUACGAAGCAUUAAAAUGUUUUAAAGUUACUCUCUGGGAAUUCUGUAUAUCACACUGAAGUUUUUUAUAUCAUUAUGUUAAUAAAAGUUAUUGACUGUAAUUUUGAAAUAUGUGAAAAAAAUUUUAAUUACCCUAAAUAGGAUACAUUAUACAUUCAUCUUUUCUGAAUAUUAAAAAAAAAAGCCUAUGCUCACAGCAUAAAAUCUACAAAGCACAUGAUAGUGUAAAGAAGACAAUGAAGUCUCCCAUGACCCUCCCUCUUGGUAAGAACGGCAUUGGUAUUUGAUGUAAAUCCUUUUGAGGAUUUAUUUGUUCCUUAAAGAAUUUUUACAGAAUUAGAAUCAUACAGUUUUAUAACCAGCUUUUGUACUUAAGAAAUUAGACAUCUUAAUUUAUGACACGCAUUUUUCCACGUGUUUUAGCAGCUGCCGUGGGGGGACCAGGACCAGAGGCAGCGCCUCCUCACUUGCUGUGUCGGGUCGUUUCAGCUGCACUGCAAGGAGCCUCGUGGGCUUGCGUGCUCGCUGGCAAUGCCUGCCCUGCCGGGGCGUGGCACCUGCAGGCUGAGUCGUGCCAGGCGUGGAGCUUUGGGUGCUGCUGCGUGGAAGGAAAGGCCUCUUUGGCAGCCCGCUGCCCAGGCACUAGAGAAAUUAUGAACAUAGCUGACUUGUUUUAAAGUGAUUCUGCUGGGACGGUCAGCACAACCCUGUGGGGGAAAGCUGCUCCCUGGGUUUGUCUAGUUCCUGCCGGAGUCUGCCUUCAGACCCGCCAGCAGAGGGCCGCUGGCGCCCGCGUCUCGCUGGCAGCGUGUGCUGUCCCCAGCUCGUGUGCGUGCUACUUGCUAUGUACAGAAAGGAGAGAGAGCAGUAUUUCUUUCUAUCUGAGAUCAUUCUGCAGGAGUUUUGGGUCUUAAUGGGUUGAGAAAGAAACACUUCAGUUCUGAACUGGAUGCAGUAACAGUGUGGUAACACCCUGUGCAGCAUUUGUCCCCUUUCGUAUGAUGUCCAUUGUCAGUAAUGAAGAAUUCUUGUAAGAGGUAACUACAUGCAAAAUUUCAAAGC